Molecule: messenger RNA, 6650 nt
Organism: Culex pipiens pallens (northern house mosquito)
Lineage: Eukaryota; Metazoa; Arthropoda; Insecta; Diptera; Culicidae
Product: RYamide receptor-like
Exons: 9
Coding region: 721-2115 (464 amino acids)
Biological process (GO): neuropeptide signaling pathway
Cellular component (GO): membrane
Molecular function (GO): neuropeptide Y receptor activity
Source: RefSeq, a predicted model, not a curated record
AUAUCUGGCACAGUUGGGUUCCCACUGAAUCACGAUUGCCACUUUCCUAUCAAAACCGGGUGUAAACAGAGCUGCUACUGCGAACUCGCUGGCUGGUGUGUGGUGUCCCGCAAGGAAGAAUUUGUUCAACGAUCAACUAACGGAAACUCGCACACACCAGCACACACACGUGACGUUAAAUGGGUUAAAGUCAACCACCAUUGUGUGCAACAAACUGUGGCAAGUUUAAUUGUGUGGGGAGAUUUUCCCGGAACGGGAAAGUUAGUUUGUUGGAAGUGGAAAACACAAAAACGCAAUUUUUGAUUGUGCAAAAUUUAUCAAAUUAAACGGGUGAAUCAGUAAAUAAUGAAAUAAUUAAAGUUUGAAAAGAAUAUCUUAAAACACAGCGCACGAAGAGCUCAUUUUCAGUAAAUAAGAACAGUGUGUAAAGUGCAAAUAAAGUUAAAAACUAACGAAGAUUAAUGGGUGGACUUGCCUUGCUACCAGCUCCGCGUAACAAAGUGAAGAAGUGAACAAGUGAACAUUGCUGCGUUUGUAAUAGGAAGAGUGAGGAAACGUGGCACCGACGUGUUAAUUGUUGGAACGGUUACCAUUAAGCGCAAAGAGUGACUUUAACUUGCGGCGAUUUGCAGCGUUUGCUAGGAGAAAAGGAGUUCCUAAUCCAGUCAUCGGCCACAACAUGCACAGCUAGACAGCGCAGAGUUUGCCGCACUUGCAACCAUGAGUUUGCUGCCCGUCACCAUCCAGUACUCGGACUACUUCAACAAGUCCUGGCGGAACGACAGUGCGCUGGGCAAUGACAGUUCCGUGCCAAGUUUAGGCCUACUCGGCACCGGUUCCUCCUGGAACGAGACGUACGAGGUGUACGCGCCCAACUUCCCGUACGUCUCUUCCACGGAGGAGCAGAACUACAUCGAGCUGCUGAGCGAGCGCAUCCGGAACGGGUCCUCCUCAAACCAGUCACUACAUCCGGUAGAGCAUCCGGUCGUGGGCGAGUGCAUCAGCGGGUACUGGGCCAGUCUGUACUUCGAGCUGACCAGCUACUUCCUGUACGUGCUGAUCUUCGUGACGGCCGUGAUCGGCAACUCGAUCGUGCUGUUCAUCGUACAGUCCAACCCGCGCAUGAGAACCGUCACCAACUACUUCAUCACGAACCUGGCCGUCGGGGAUCUGAUGAUGAUGCUGUUCUGCGUGCCGUUCACGUUCAUCUCGACGUUCGUGCUGCAGUACUGGCCGUUUGGGCUGAUGAUGUGCCGCCUGGUGAACUACACCCAGGCCGUGUCGGUGCUGGUCAGUGCGUACACGCUAGUUGCGAUCAGCGGCGAUCGGUACAUUGCGAUCAUGUGGCCGCUCAAGCCGAGGAUCACCAAGACAUGCUCUAAAGUGCUGAUAGCGAUAGUGUGGAUCAUCGCGCUGAUAACGGCCGCUCCGAUUGCGAUCUUCUCGACGCUCGUCUUUCCGUCAAACUGGCACACCGUGUGCAAUCUACCGGUCUGCCAGGAGAGCUGGCCCUCGCAGGUCCAGGAGGGCUACUACUCGACGACGCUGCUGAUGACACAGUUCGUGAUACCGCUGCUGGUGCUGAUUUACACCUACACCCGGAUCGCGAUCGUCGUCUGGGGCAAGCGACCUCCCGGCGAGGCGGAAAACUCCCGCGACCAGCGGAUGGCCAAAUCGAAGCGCAAGAUGAUCAAAAUGAUGGUGACUGUCGUGAUAGUGUUCACGAUAUGUUGGUUUCCGUUUAAUUUUCUUAUGGUCGUCGACGUCGACCCCGGCUGGUACCUGCUGCCGUACAUCUGGUUCGCCUUCCACUGGCUGGCGAUGUCCCACAGCUGCUACAACCCGAUCAUCUACUGCUACAUGAACGCCCGCUUCCGGUCCGGCUUCAUCCUGGUGCUGCACGGCGUGCCCGGGCUGCAACAGCUGUGCUGCUGCAUCCGGCACACCCCGGCCACCCUGGCCCGGAACGUCGGCUCCAGUGUGGCCCUCGCCGGAAUCGAUGAGGUAUCGCAUCUGCAUCGAGUUAACACAUGUACGACCUACAUAAGCACCCGGAGGAAGACCAACCUCAACGUGCAUCAGGUCCAAUCAACCGAGACCUCCUUGCUGCGGUGAUAUCAGCAAAGUUACGACUGAAGAACGGCCACCGGCAACGGCAUCGGCAACUGCGGCAACAACAACAACGACUGCACCAAGAGCACCACCAAAACCUACAACAGUUGUGGCCAGUUGAUUUCUUCGUCCCCCGCCGGAAGGUCAACGUCGGCAAGCGAUCGUUGCCGGCUGGAGGCCACGAUUGUGGAGGAGGAUUCCAGCGGGGGCGGGGGCAAUGCAUCCGUUGGUCAUCAUCAGGCCACCACGUCGUUUAGUAACGGGACUGCUGCUGCUGCUGCCGGUCCUCCUCCGGGUGAUAAAACCAACGGACACGGCAAGAUUCGUUGAAGUUGGGAUGGCUUGGAGGAUGGGUUGUACAGUGGAACAGUAAAAUUACGAUGUUUUGGAAAUGGUCAGAACAUAAACGCCACCUGAUGUCAAAUAAUCGGGGUUUUACUGUAUUGGCGUAUCGAUUACAGGGUGAGAUGAAAAGUGAGUAAAGAGUUGUGUUCGAAGAGGAUAGAAAGCAGGGGAAUGUGUGGUUUUAAAUGAAAUUUACUCACUCACUUGCUUUGAGGAUGGUUGACUGGAUAACCCAUCUGUGGACUGGGCUAUGGACUGAGCUAUGGGACUGUAUGAGCUUGAUAAAAAAAACUAUCCUGAAAUUCUUAAAACUGAGGUAAUUAAAACCAAAAAUGUUACUGGAAGCUAACCCAACUCCAUAUCAUAACAAAAAAAAAAACAUUUAUUGAAAUUGAGACCGAUAAAAAUGUCCAAGAUAGCAAUUUCAAAAGAAGACACAAAAAAUCACGUUUAAAUACUUAAUCGAAAAUAACUCCCUUUCUAGAAAAGUGUCUGGUCUAUAAAAAGGAUUCUUCGAGGACCCAACAUGAAACCAGAAUUAGAAUUCCUGGAAGGUCCCUGGUUUUCCUUUUCAAACGUUUUUCUUUCCAAUGAAGGUAAUUGGAUCAAUGUUCUCGUAGAACUUCUCCAUUUUGUUUAUUGAUAAUUUAAGCUGGUACAAAUAUUUUAAAAAGUUUUGACACCCCCUUAUUCAAAAUCGACCCAAAAAAAAACUGAAAACAAACAAACAAAUGUUUAAGAGCGUCCAAUUUUCCGUCCCGGGAAAAAAAUUCCCAGGAUUUCCCGGAAAAAAAUAUUUUCCGUUUCCCGGGAAAUUUUCAAAUUUCCCCGAAAUUCAAGCGAAUGUAUUCAUUUCCUUAUCUUUUUUGAGCCAAUAUUUGAAAAUGCACAGAUGAAAAAAAAAUUAAAGAAAUUAAUAGGAUUUUAUUUAGUUCAAUUAACUGGUACUAUUCAAUUAUUCAGAUGGUAAGCAAAUUUCAUGGCAUGAUUUUUUUUUCUGAUUAAUUAUAAAUUCAAAACUGAAAAUAGAUCUGACCAAUUCUCUACGAAAUCGGAUUUUUUUAGAAUUAUAGUUUUUUGUAUUUUAAUCCGGCUGAAACUUUUGUGGUGCUUUCGGUAUGCCCAAAUAAGCCAUUUUGCGUCAUUAGGUUGUCCAUAUAAUUUUCCUUACAAAUUUGGCAGCAGUCCAUACAAAAAUGAUGUAUGAAAAUUCAAAAAUCUGUAUCUUUUGAAGGAUUUUUUUGGAUCGAUUUGGUGUCUUGGGCAAAGUUGUAUGGAUAAGGACUACACUGAAAAAAAUGAUACACGGUAAAAAAAAUGGUGAUUUUUUAUUAAACUUUUUGUCACUAAAACUUGAUUUGCAAAAAACACUAUUUUAAAAUAUUUUUUUCAUUUUUUGAUGUGUUUUAGGGGAUAUUAAAUACCAACUUUUCAGAAAUUUCCAGGUAGUGCAAAAAAUCUUUGACCGAGUUAUGAAUUUUUUAAUCAAUACUGAUUUUUUUUCGAAAAAUCGAAAUAUUGACGCAAAUAAUUUUCAACUUCAUUUUUCGAUGUAAAAUCAAAUUUGCAAUCAAAACAUACUUAAGUAAAAUUUUGAUAAGGUGCACCGUUUUCAAGUUAAAGCCAUUUUUUGGUAACUUUUUUGAAAAAAGUCGCAGUUUUUCAUUUGAUUUUUUCUAUGUCUCACCCAAACAAACCCCCAUUUUCUAAUGUCGAUAUCUCAGCAACCAAUGGUCUGAUUUUCAAUGUUAAAAUAUGAAACAUUUGUGAAACAUUUCCGAUCUUUUCGAAAACAAUAUUUUCAAAAAAAUUUAAUCAUGACUAACAUUUCCAAUGGGCCAAACAUUCAAUAUCGGGCCCUUUUAAAAUGUUAGUCUUGGUUUUAAUUUUUUUUAAUUGAUUGAAAAACUUCACGAAUGUUUCUUGUUUUAACAUUUUAAAUUGUACCAUUAGUUGCUGAGAUAUCGACAUUAGAAAAUGGUGGGUUGUUUGGGUGAGACUUAGAAAACAUCAAUUUUUCUGUUUUUAAACACUUGCAUGGCAAUAUCUCAGCAACUAAGGGUCUUAUCAACAAAGUUUAAAAAGCAAAAUAUUGAGAAUUUUUCAGCUUUCAAAAAGAAUGUUUUUAAAGGGGCACACGGCACAAAUAAAAAAAAAUAAAAACUGCUGAAUAACUCAAAAAAGUUACCUAAAAAUGGCUUUUACUUGAAAAUGGUGCCCCUUAUCAAAAUUUCACCAAAGUAUUUUUUGAUUGCAAAAUUUUUGCAACCAAUAUUUAGUUUUUUUUAAAUCAGUAUUGAUUUAAAAUUCAUAACUCAAAGAUCAAAGAUUUUUUGCACAACCUGGAAAUUUCUGAAAAGUUGGCAUUUUAUGUCCCCUAAAACAUAUCAAAAAAAUAUAUUUUUUUGCAUAUCAUUUACAUUUACAUCAUUUACUUGAUUUACAAAACAAGGUCCACGUGGUUUAUGGAUGGUCCCUAAUAAGGCCGUUGCAAAUAUUUUUCAUGGGUUAUGUCUAGGGUUAGUGAUUUUUCGCGAUUUCACGGAAGCUGCGUAAUCCGUGAAAUUCGCCCCUGGCCGUGAAAUUUGGGAAAUACCGUGAAAUGCCACGAAAUUUGAAAUAUUCAAUUGAAAAAUCGAUACUCAGUGCAAUAAGGCUGUAUUUUUUUAUUCAAACAUUUUAAAAGAUUUUUAACAACCAUUUUAAAUGCAGUUAACAAAUAAAAAAGUUUUUCAUAUCAGAUCUACAUUCAGCAAUUCCCCACGAAAACAACAUGAUUCAAAAAAAAAGUUCUCCGAUCGGGCUCAAAAUUUUUCUGGAGGUUCCUUGGCCGAAAUAAUUAGACCCGUAUUUUUUGUUUGGCCAUUAGGGUGACCUACGCCGGGUUAGGGUGGUACAAAAAAUGUCAAUUUUCGUCAUUUUUCGCAAAAACCACUUUUUUUCUAAAAAUCAUAUCUCCGCGCCAUUUCAUCCGAUUUUAGCUGUCCUAGCCGCAAAAGAAAGGUGAUUAAUUUGGAAAUUUAGGAAAAAUAGUAAGAAGUUUCAAAAAUCUAGCUUAACAUUUGAAAAGGUCGUAUGAAAACUUAAAAUGCUGUUUUGAAGGUCUCGGGACCAAAGGGCCUGUGUCUGAAAAUAUUUUUAUCGGAUUCCUCGGAAAAUUUCACAUAACAUAUCAAAAAAUGGUGAAGUUAUGUUUCCAAUACUCUGAGAUACGAUUUUUUGAAAAUAAAAACUGGGUUUUUCGACGCGCCAGGCGCAAAAAUAUGAAAAUAACGAAAACGGGAAAAAGUCGACUUUUUUCACUAAAACUGCGAUAACUUCAAAAUUUCAGCGAUGACCUAUACAUUUUAGGGUACCAAAAGUUGCGUAUUUCAAUUACAAAAAAUUUGGUACCCUAACAUGUAUAGGUCAUAGUUGAAAUUUUCAAGAUAUCGCAGUUUUAGUGAAAAAGGUUGAUUUUUUGCCGUUUUCGUCAUUUUCCCAUUUUUGCGCGUGGCGCGUCGAAAAACCCAGUUUUUAUUUUCAAAAAAUCGUAUCUCAGAGUAUUGGAAACAUAACUUCACCAUUUUUUGAUAUGUUAUGUGAAAUUUUCCGAGGAAUCCAAUAAAAAUAUUUUCAGACACAGGCCCUUUGGUCCCGAGACCUUCAAAACAGCAUUUUAUGUUUUCAUACGACCUUUUCAAAUGUUAAGCUAGAUUUUUGAAACUUCUUACUAUUUUUUCCAAAUAGCCAAACUAAUCACCUUUUUUUUGCGUCUAGGACAGCUAAAAUCGGAUGAAAUGGCGCGGAGAUAUGAUUUUUUGAAAAAAGUGAUUUUUGCGAAAAAUUACGAAAAUUGCCAUUUUUCGGACCACCCUAACAUGGCGUAGGACACCCUAAUGGCCAAACAAAAAAAUACGGGUCUAAUUAUUUCGGCCAAGGAACCCCCAGAAAAAUUUUGAGCCCGAUCGGAGAACUUUUUUUUUGAAUCAUGCUGUUUUCGUGGGGAAUUGCUGCAUUUAUUUUUUGAAGAUAUUUACAAUAUUCAUUACAAUAUUCAACAAAAUGCAGAUAUGUACUUUCUUUAUUUAACAAAAUUCCAAAAAGAUUUUAAUAGAACCUUACUCAACACUUCUUUGAAAUAAAACGCAAAAAAUAGCUUUAUUAUUUUAUCUUUAAAUUUUUGUAAAAUUUAUUUUAAUCAAUCAACAAUG